UGUAGGCAGUAUGUUUUGUCUAUUAGUCAUUUGUACAUCCAGGGGAAUAACAAUACAUGCUGUAGAACAUAUCACACACUCCCCUCUCUGUUUCUGUGUGUGUGUGGUGGACGCAGCUCCAGACAGAUUCUCAGAGACAUUUUCGCCGGUUUUUGGUGACUGACUGUUUGAUGAGUGUGUGUGGGUCUCUAAACCUGGCUGCCUACUUUGUCUCCUCUGUUCCACACUCUCACCCACACACUGCACACACAUGUAGACACAUAAGUCCUGGUGCUUUUAUUACAGAGGAGAAACUUAAGCCAUGAACAAACAGCCUGCAGCCAGGCCCUUUCCUCUCCCCAGGAAUGACUUUUUCAUUAAAACAAAUCGCUCUCCCAACAAGCCCUCUCAUGACUGCGAACCCUGUGCCAGUCCCGCAGCAUACUUCCACAUGUAUUUAUGUUUUUUCUUCCUUUUUUUCCCAACUUCAUAGUUUUAUUGUCCUCCUGACAAUAGGGUUCGUGUUAGCAGGGAGCUUGGUGCUGGCUGAGGCAGGUCUGCUAACAGGCAAUGUGGUGUGAAUUAGGCAGAGGUGAGUGUACAUGCAGGCUCAGGAGAACGCAGCUUAAUGAUCGAGGUCUUAGGUUCAAGAUUUAUUUAAUUUUCUUAUUAAUGUUAACCUAAGCUUUACAGAAGUGUGUGUUGAAGGCUUUCAGUGUUGAGAUGCCUGUAAAUGUACAUUUAUGAGUUUGUCCUGGGCAGCGUCCAGAGUUUUGCACACCAAACUAAUGAUUUACCAACUCUGGUUGCAGCAUCAAAACUUAAAGAAACUGACUUAAGUGAUGCAUAUAAAACAUCUGGUUUAAUGCCCAGUGAAAAUAAAUAUACAUUUAAAUGGAUGUCACUUUUACAGCACAAGCUAUAGCAUUACAACUUCCAAAAAUCACAAUUUAAACUUGGAAAAAUACCAUAAUUACCUGCCAGUCCUUUGUAAAUGUUUGUUUUCUUUGAGGAGAAAUGACUGCGUUUCAGAGUUAGUGUUCAAGCAGUUCAGAAUACGCAGGAAAGAUCAGGUUAUGCAAACCUAGCUGACAUGUUUUGGUCAUUUACUUAUGUGUUAGUGACAUAAGUGGACAGAUUCACAAAGAACAGAUUGUGGCUGCUGAUCAAACCAGGAAUUGUGCAUCACUUGCAGCCACUAUCUGCCCUGUCUCUUGAUUCACAACAGAUAUCACACUAAUGAUAUUAAAGCACAAACAUGCCCAUAAAGUUUUGCAGCUGAGUGCAAUAUUUACCCUUCAUUUAGCGUGUGAUUGUAAUUAUCUGUGUGGGAAAGUAUCAAUGUUGCCUUUGCACCAAGAACACAGGAAACAGAAUAAUGACAGGGAGAAAAAAAAAGUUUCCAAACUUCAGGCAAGGAAUUUAAACAUAUUCGUAUUUGGGUCAGUGCUGGGCGUGACAAGUCUUUUAAAUGUGAUUCAGUUACCCUCAGUUCUCUGAUGACGCUCAUCGUUUCACUGUAACUGUGUGUGCCUGCAGAGCACUGCAGGGAUGAUGUUUUAUGUCAGCCAACGUGGAGGCUAACAUUGCCCUGGAUCCAAAAACAUGGGCUGCAGUCGGAAAGUCUUUUUUGCUUAGGAAGGUUCCUAGCUGAGUGAAAUGACCCGGAAGUAUUUUAGUGGCCGCCAUGAUAAGAGCUGUUCGAAUUCUCUAAACACUAAGGAAAGGAGGUUCAAUGCUUCCUUUCAGAUCUCCUUUAGCAUAGGAUACAUCGGACCUUCCUAAGCGAUAGGAAAGGAGAUAAUUUAAUCCCACAAUGCUUUGCAGGAGCAAUAUUUAAAGCGACCGACCAUUCACGGAGACAAACGAAUAAACCCGAAGAAGUAGGAGAAGAGGGAGAACGAAGAAGUGACGAAAGGUAAAGAAAAAGAACAACUGGCUCUCAACAUGACUGAAAAGUCACGGAGAUCACCAUGUAAGUCACCGUUACAUGAAGCUUUGCCCGUCUCAUGCCAUAACUUGAUAAUACGCGUAACGUUAUAAGUUCUCGACAAUAUGUUAAACCCAUGCGAACUAUAAACGUCACGCUACUGUUGUAACAUUACCCAAUUCAAGUUAAUAUUGUGGUGUCAGAUCUGCUCAGCGUGCAUUAAUCAUGUCACUAUUUGAGCGUUGUUGAAUCGCCAGCUUUUAGCAAUAUCAUUAAUUAAUUUUUCUUCAGUCACAGAUGCUGACAUCUCUGCACUCAUACGGGCACGUGUGCAGCUGGAGCACCUCUUCAGCGGGAGGCAGCCCUUUUUAGACUAUUAGGCAAAUGAAUUUCACCCAAACACUUUAGAAUAAAGCCUCCCACAUCUCUACCCUGCUCUUGUUACUUAUUCUUUUCUUUUUUUCUGUGUUGUUAUUGUCACUAAUAUAAUGGAAAAUCCAAUAAACACAAUUAAAAAAAUAAAAUACAAAUAAAAAAUAACUCCAAGGCACAAUCAUGUCAACAUUUCAAGGUGUUUUGUGUUCGUUUUUAAACUAUUGUAAGCAAAUGACAGAUGAUGAUUGAUUGGCAUAUUAACACAGAAGUUUGAAGAAAAAGGGAAAUGAAACGUUUUAUUUAGAUGAUGUUUUUAAUUCAACAUGUUUGCAACUUAAGAAUGAUAUGUAGCCUGCAGCAGUAGAUUUAUAAGCCUUACAUAUUUGCCUCUCUUGCAUACACUUGAGCAUUUGUCAUAAAUAAUCACAGUGAGUCAGGAGGAGGGUGAGUGUGAGCAACCCUUUUCAGUGUUUCAGUUUUGUGACUGCCUAUCUAUCUUUUUAAAUUCAAUUCAGACGCUGGUAAUUAAGUCAUAUUUUCAUAUCAUAUUCACUGUGCUGUCCACGUUUAUAUAGCCUGCAUGAAGCAACAUGGUAAGUAGGCAGAGUAUCUGAGAUGCGCUUUUUGUAGUCCAUCUUCGGUAAACUGUAGUUUCACCACGGCACGGUUGCCUACGUCACUGACAUCCGCCGUCGCAUGAUGACGUAGCCCAGCGGAAGUGCGGUUGGAUUCUCUCAGCUCCGCGGUUCUCUUUUCCUAAAUCCUUAUAAAUUCUCCUGCUCAUCUUUCCUUGACCUUGUGACGUUUCCCACCGAGGUCAAGGAAUAGUGAUUGGGAACAGAUGACAGGAGGGACUUUAGCGGAGCAGUGGACAAGAGUGUUUUUUGAAUUCAUUAGACGGACAGGUUUACACAGUAGAAUCUAAUCUCUGAUUCACACACCGGAGCAGAAGAUGGCGGCAAUGCACGUAAUACACUGGUUCCCAACCGUCGUUAAAAAAGAAGAAGAAGAAGCGGAGCAGUGUAGCGGUAAAGAAACCAUGCCCGGUGAAAUUGAAAAGACAUGCCGCCUCUGCAAAGUAAACCUAGUAGUUAAGGGGGUCAUAACACAUUCAAAACUUUUAUAUAGAUGCUCACAAGCGAAUGAGAGGUUAUUAACCGAACGCUUCAGAGAUGUCGGUGUCGUCCUCCCAUGUAGACCCGGCGUCUAUUCUGGGAGGAUCUGCAUGAAAUGUUUCAGACUGCUUGCCAGGGUUGAAGAAUCCCAAAACAUUUUAAAGAAAUGGCAGUCUGAGCAUAACGUGGUGGUCAAAGAAGAAGAGGAAGGCCAAAGCACAGAGAAGAGGGACGGUGACACGCCAACGGAGACGCCAAGGAAAAAGAAGCUGUGUCUCCCGGCAUCUCGUGUCAGCACGACAGAGGUGUACAUCAAUUACCCCAGUAAGGUAAACCCAGAGAGGUACAGAUGUGACGCUGACAUUAGUGGCGUGAUAAAUAAUCUGGCAAAGGGCAACUUCACCACGGCAGCCAGACUGAUGGUGCAACAUGAGAGUCUCAUGGACGCGCUCAAACCUGCAAUGGAGACAGUUAUUGACAAGGAGUGCCAGCGUCUUUGCCACCAAAGGGAGGGUUUCAUGCUGUGGAAGAGUUCCCCAGAAGAACUGAGGAAUUUCUCCUUACACAACCUUAGAAAGGAUUUGGAGCGGAUGGCACCAUUCAUGUUCUCUCUUAUCUGCACCAUAUCUGGAAUGCAACACAACCAUGCCUGUGCAGCUGCUGCCAUUGCCCUUCGAGGGAGGGAGAACCAUCUUUCAGCCUUUUCGUACUACAUCAACAGUGUACUGCAGUACGGUGGAGCCAAGAAAGCAGUCUUCGAACAACUAUGCAAGAUGGGGAUCACCACUACACAUGCCAGGGCUGUCCUCAAACAGCAUGCCAUGUCAACACUCUGUGGAGAAGAGCUACAAAAUCAAAGAGAAUCACGUUCCACUACCACAGCACAGGAGAGCAUAGGACAGCCGACUACUCCACAUCUCAGAGAUGCAAGCCUACUCAGUUGAGUGGGCGGGGUCUAUGGUCUGGAACCAGGCUAAUAUAUAAUCCCUACCACUGCCCAGAACGCCUCAAACAGGAGACGCCCAGGAAGAUAACGAUGCAAUGCCCGAACUACCUCAACUGACCCUUUCAACACGAAGGAGCAGCAGCUCUACUCCGAACUCACUCCGGAUGUCCGAGCUCCUCCCCCUAUCUCUAAGGCUCAGCCCAGACACCUUACUGGGGAAACUCAUUUCCACUGCUUGUAUCCGGGACCUCAUUCUUUCGGUCACUACCCAGAGCUCAUGACCAUAGGUGAGGGUUGGGACGUAGAUGGACCAGUAAAUCGAAAGCUUUGCCUCCUGGCUCAGCUCCCUCUUCACCACAAUGGGCCAGCACAGCGCCCGCAUCACUGCAGAUGCCGCGCCAAACCGCCGAUCCAUCCCAUGCUCCAUUCUACGCUCACUCGUGAACAAGACCCUGAGAUACUUGAUCUCCCUCACUUGGGGCAGUAACUCUCUCCCAGCCAGGGAGGGCUGGGUAUUUAUUUACUGAUGUAUUUUUUAAACCCACUGACUCUGAGACGAGGGAACUGAGAGCGCUAAAAUGCUAACACGUUUCCUAGUUUAAGGACUCAUUCAUGCAGCAUUCUCUCAGCACAGAUUUUUGUGAACUGGGCUGUUUUUGGAAUGAGGCUCAUUUGCUUUGAAAAAGGCCAGUUUGCACCAAAUAUGUUCAUACAACCUGCUUUAAAUGUGUGCAAACAGCACAGGAGCACUGAGAUGCUGUUUGCUUGGCAGAACAGUUAGAGGAGCAUUUCUUUGUGGGUGCUCUGAGUAUCACACAGUUUCUCUUUGUCUUAUUUAUGCAGUUUCAGCAGCUGGAAAAGCCUUUUGUGAAUUCGGCUCAAAGUUUUGUAAUUUGAGAUAUUUGUGUUACUUCUCUGAAAUGCAAUUUCAAAUCUUUGGUUACAUCAUUACUACACAGCAUUCAAAUAAAGUGUUGGGCCAGAUGUGUCGACCCUGUUCCACGUUACUCCUCUCUCUAGUUUAUCAUACUGUGUAUUAACUAUAUGCUAAACAACAACAACUAGUUUAAAUAGCCUCUACUUAGUAAACACUUGUGUUAUAAGUAGGUUAAGAUGUGUUUGUAUGGUCUUGUUUGUACCUAUAGAUGUAGAUUUUGGAGGGGAAGCAGGGGACAUGUCCCCCUUAAUAUUUCAAAUGUCCCCCACAAUAAAAACAUAAACAUUAUUUGACAAAAUGAAAGACAUUUACAUCGCAAAUUGAGCAGGAAAGGCAAAAAUUUGUGUGUAAAAAUUCACCAGAAUGGAAGAAUUUAAGUAUUUGACGCUUUAUAUUUUCUGGAGGAGGACCCCAAACCUCCCCCACAUUCAUAAGUAAUCUACGCCCCUGUGCGUACCUGUGCAUGAACAUAAUGUGACGUCAGUGGGAGCGCGCUCUGAGCUGCUGUGGCAGUAACUGCACUCCUGGGCAGGAGCGUUUGGCUGACUUAAAGCAGAGGAAAUGAACAAAAUCCUGCGUUCUAUCAAAGCUCCCUCUCCAGCAUCCAUCUUCAUCGCUGCACGACUCUACACUGAUUUCCUCAUUUGAACUGAAUCACAGGAUGCAUCAAGUUCACUCGAAACCUUUAUACGCCUCCUCCCCGCUGCUCCCC
Messenger RNA from Epinephelus fuscoguttatus (brown-marbled grouper), 5994 nucleotides. RefSeq lists its product as uncharacterized. The coding region runs from base 3237 to 4343 and encodes 368 amino acids. The record is from RefSeq and is a predicted model, not a curated record. The transcript is spliced from 2 exons. NCBI's taxonomy places the organism in Eukaryota, Metazoa, Chordata, Actinopteri, Perciformes, Serranidae.